AGACACUCCGGUCCCCGCCCCGGCUGCGGCCCCGAGCAGCGGCGGCGCCGCGGGCCCGUUCCCGGGCGGGCGCUGGGGCCCGCUGCCCUCAGCUGACAUGGCGGCCGCGGGCCCCUCCCGCGCUGGCGGCCCGGCAGCGGCCGCCCCUCCUCGGCCGGCCCGCGGCACGGCGGCGGCGGCGGCUUCCGGCGGAGCCCUCUUGCCUUCAACAAAGAUGGUGCUCCCCGCGCAAGCUCCGCGGGCGCCGGCGCUUCCUGGGUAGCUUCCCGCUCCCCUCGUGUUGCCAGAUGGAUGCCAGAGACAAGCAGCUUUUACGCUCCCUGCGCCUGGAGCUCUGUACAGAGGUGCUGGUGGAUGGACUCGUAAUUCAGUAUCUCUACCAAGAAGGGAUUCUCACAGACAGUCAUGUUCAAGAAAUAAAAGCCCAAACCACUAGUCAGAGGAAAACCAUGAUGCUCCUUGAUAUUCUCCCCACCAGAGGACCCAAAGCUUUUGAUGCAUUCUUGGAUUCCUUACAGGAGUUCCCGUGGGUUAAGGACAAGUUGAUGCUAAAGCGUAAGGAAAUGACAAUACAAGAUCCUUCAGAAUUAUCUGAAGUCGCACCAUGCAUUUUGAAGACGUCACCAACAGAUCAGCAGUUGAACAAGCUGGCAAGGAGUCUGGGACCUGAAUGGGAGCAUGUAGUUCUGUGCUUGGGUUUGUCCCAUACUGACAUCUAUCGAUGUAAAGUCAAUCACCCUCACAACCUGCAGUCACAGAUUGUAGCUGCAUUUGUCCUGUGGAAACAGCGUUUGGGGAAAAAAGCAACAAUCCAAAGUCUGCACGCCAGUCUGGUGGCAGAAGAAGUGGAUCCUUCUGUGAUACAGUACAUGCUUGAGUGAAGCCAUGCUAUUUACUCAGAGCUUCCAUGUAUUUCGUUAAAUUAAGUAAAGAGGAUGAGAAUGUAUGUUGAAGAUCAGACGCCUCAAACUGUAAAAAAAGCAGGGUUGGGAACUGUGAUUUUAUUAAGCUGAAACAUUCCAGUUUUCUGUGGCAUCUUGUGACUUGUAAUUCUUUUCAGGCCAGAUUAAUUUUUAGCAGGCAUUAAAAAAUAGAUCACUCUUUCCUGUUCCCUUUUGUGCUAUUUCAGUUGGGAUAUAGAGUGACAAAGUUCUUGCAAGCAGGUGGGCGUGCAGUAAGUUCAGCAAGGUUUUCGAUUUCACUGAGGGAGCAAGACUUGUUUAACUUUUUUCCUGGACUAUGUAGGAGCCUUUUUACUGCUGUUUCAUGCUAGUUCCCUGAUACUACAGCAAGAAAUGAGACUAGUCACCAUUACUAAUUAACAAUUUUACAACAGUUAUUGCAGGUGGCUAAUUUCACAUUUAUAAAAGUUUCAGCACAUACAGUUUCUUGCUAGGAUAGAUGGCUGCCACUUUGGUCUGCCUUUGAAAAGGGCCUUAAGUGGAAAUAGCAGGAAUGUUGUGUGCCUGUGAGGGUUUCUGGACUUAUUUAAUGGUUUCUGCAGGCAGGCCCUAUGUGCAUAUGCCAUGUCACAGAUGGGGAGUUCUUAGGGAAGACACACAGAAAAAAAGUGACCAAAAGUAAGCAAGAACCAGGUAAACUGAGCAAGAAGCAGCCUAAAAAGGAGACAACUUCUAAGUUGUCCGUGGUUGUCUCUGCUAAUAAACUGGGAGACCGUCUGAUGCCUGCUGAGCCUUUGAACUGUGCUCUGUAUCCAGGCAGUCUGGUUUCAUGGUGAGGUCAAGCACCCAUAGGCAAAUUCCUCUGACCACUGCACACCCAACAGGGUAGUGAAUUCUGCAGGUCCUUUCUGGUCAAGAUGAACUUCCCACUACUCUCCCUCCAGCUUCCCUCCAGCCGUCCACCAGGCUCAUUUGCUUUCUACCAUUUUUUUUACAUCUAGUGGGGGCAGCUUUGACACUGCUGUCCUCAGUUCUUCUUUGUACCACCAAUGAAGAUCAGAUUUUAUGCAGAAAAACAGUAAAGCUUGUGCUAUUCUCCUCCUUCCCUUCUGUCAUGGAGAUUUUAUUCCUGCUGGAAAAAAAAAUCUGAGAUUUUUGCUGACCAGGAAAGUGGGGAUCAGUCUGCAGGAUACCCAAAGGCAAUGGGAGUGACCAACUGCUCUCUGAGGCCUAAUGAUAAGAGGCAGAAUAAAUUUUAAUUCUCUGUGCAGUUUGCUGUACAGUAAAUGCAGAACAUAAUUUUGAAGCUGAGUUUCUAGGUCUAUUUAUGAACAAGUUACUUUAGACUCUUUCAUCUACAGAGUCAUUGUGAAAUGACUCUUCCCACCCCGCAAAAUUUGCUCUAAUUUCACAGCUUAACAACCUUGUCUGAAGUCUCUAAUGGGAAAAGAAUGAACUUUUCUGCUUUUUAAUUUUUAAAAUUUGUUAAUUUUAUACUCAAAUUUUGAAAUACAUGGGAAAUUAGAAAAGACAAAGAGAUUUUAAAGAGACCCUAUGUGCCUUGGUUUUUAGAAGCAUGGAAACAGAAAAUAUAUCCUGGCAGGAUCUGGCUCUUGCAGGUUCUGAAGCAAUCUGGUAAUAUUUCAGUUUAAGCUUCUGUAUACAAUUCUGACGUUCAGUAAAUUGUUAUACUGUUAUACCUUACUCAGUUCUUAACCAAUCAUAUUCAGAUCUCAACAAGUCAUAUUGUACUUCCAGAGAUUAGCUAUGUCAAUAAAUUCCAGAUAAACAAGGUGAAUUAAUUUUGGGUUU
Molecule: messenger RNA, 2714 nt
Organism: Prinia subflava (tawny-flanked prinia)
Lineage: Eukaryota; Metazoa; Chordata; Aves; Passeriformes; Cisticolidae
Gene: CRADD
Product: CASP2 and RIPK1 domain containing adaptor with death domain
Exons: 3
Coding region: 288-881 (197 amino acids)
Biological process (GO): cellular response to mechanical stimulus; positive regulation of apoptotic signaling pathway
Cellular component (GO): cytoplasm
Molecular function (GO): protease binding; death domain binding
Source: RefSeq, a predicted model, not a curated record